AUGUAUAUUGUUAUGAAGUUGUUGCACUUUGGAACUGACCAAGUACGAAUAUUAUUAUUUCGUGAGUGUGAGUGGCGUGGAAGGAAACUUCUUUUUGAUUCACUGACUGUAGAAAAGUCACAGUCUAAAACUUGUCCUUCGCUGUGUUCUAUAUUUAAGAGUGACACAGACAAAAAAUGCAAAUCUUCAACCGAAAAAGUGAACUGUGUUUGCGAGCACGAGAAACUCGCUUGCGAAGAUGUCAGUUUAUUAAGCGAAAUGGUGUUUGGCACAGUAGCCAUGACAUACAGAGGACCAUCGUUUAAGGGCUGGAGACUCGAAGUCUUGUGUUUUGAGUGA
Messenger RNA from Belonocnema kinseyi, 339 nucleotides. RefSeq names its product folliculin-interacting protein 1-like. The record is from RefSeq and is a predicted model, not a curated record. Bases 1 to 339 code for a protein of 112 amino acids. NCBI's taxonomy places the organism in Eukaryota, Metazoa, Arthropoda, Insecta, Hymenoptera, Cynipidae. Gene Ontology annotation, cellular component: cytoplasm. The transcript is spliced from 4 exons. Gene Ontology annotation, molecular function: ATPase inhibitor activity; protein-folding chaperone binding.